GGGCCCGGCGAACCCUCGGCGCCGCCCCCGUGUCCCGUGCUAUGAACGUUCGGCGUGACUUCUCCGCAAGAAGCUGCAAAUGAAAAUGGAGGAUAUGUCUUUGUCUGGCCUGGAUAACAGCAAACUGGAGGCCAUCGCACACGAGAUCUACACGGAGCUGGUGGAGGAUGCCUGCCUGGGGCUCUGCUUCGAGGUGCACCGGGCUGUCAAGUGCGGGUACUUCUUCCUGGAUGACACGGACCCCGACAGCAUGAAGGACUUUGAGAUCGUGGACCAGCCGGGCGUGGACAUCUUCGGGCAGGUGUACAACCAGUGGAAGAACAAGGAGUGCGUGUGCCCCAACUGCAGCCGCAGCAUCGCCGCCUCCCGCUUCGCCCCGCACCUGGAGAAGUGCCUGGGCAUGGGCCGCAACAGCAGCCGCAUCGCCAACCGCAGGAUCGCGAGCAGCAACAACCUGAACAAGUCGGAGAGUGACCAGGAGGACAACGAUGACAUCAAUGACAACGACUGGUCCUACGGCUCCGAGAAGAAAGCGAAGAAGAGGAAAUCGGAUAAGAACCCCAACUCGCCCCGCAGGUCCAAGUCCCUGAAACACAAAAAUGGCGAGAUCGGCGGGAACCCCGAUCCCUUCAAGUACAGCAACUCGGCCGGCAUCAACUACGAGACGCUGGGCCCCGAGGAGCUGCGGACGCUGCUCACCACGCAAUGCGGGGUCAUCUCCGAACACACCAAGAAGAUGUGCACCAGGUCCCUGCGGUGUCCCCAGCACACGGAUGAGCAGCGCAGGGCAGUCCGGGUUUACCUCCUCGGGCCUUCGGCGUCCCUGCCCGAGGCCGAGGGCAGCGUGGAGAACGACAGCUUCGAGGUGGCCGAGAGCCAGGCCCUCAUGAGCCGCCUGCAGUGGGACGGCUCCUCCGACAUCUCCCCCUCCGACUCAGCCUCCUCCAAAGCCAGUACAAACAACUCCGAGUCCCGCAAGACCAAGAAGAAGAAGCCCCACCUGGGGCUGGUGAGCGGUGCCCCAGGGCUCGGCUCCAGCAAGAAGAAGAAGCCCAAGCCCCCCGCCCCCCACACCCCCAGCAUCUAUGAUGACAUCAACUGAGCCCCGCAGAGCUGGGGAGGGGCAGGACGGACAGAGGGACAGACAGGAGCCAGGACAGCCCCCGGGCACCCCCAGGCCAGACACAAGGCGGGUACCGGAGCACAGAGGACUCGGCUGUCGCUGGAGUGGGGCUGGAUUUGGGGAGCCCCAUUAGUGCCCCCCUUCCUCCCCCUGCCCCCGUGCCUCUAUUUAUUCUGUGACAGUUUUUGUUCAUGAGGUUCCCGUUGGGGCAUCUCCCUCGGACAUGGGGGUACAGCCCCCCAUCCCUCCCAGCACCCCCAAAGCCAGCUGUGCCCCCCACACCCGCUCCUCACUUACCCACUGGGGUGGGGGGCACCUGGACACCCUGGGCAGGUCUGGGCCUGGCUCAGGGGGUUGUGAAUCCCCCCUGCCCUGGGGUUUUGGGGUGAGCCCCCCACUCUGGAGCAGCCUCCCCUCCCUGCCCAGGGCUGGCACUCGCUGGUCGGGCUGGCUCAGGAGGGGGGGUCACACUGGAGGGGGUGUUUCACACUCAGAGGACAGGUGGGCACCCUCUCACCCCCAAAUCUGCUCAGCUGUGCCUGCAUUCAGCUCUUGGGGGUCUCGGGGGCCUGGCAGUGCC
This is a messenger RNA of Pseudopodoces humilis (Tibetan ground-tit), 1703 nucleotides long. It is a transcript of the gene ATXN7L3, whose product is annotated as ataxin 7 like 3. Gene Ontology annotation, biological process: regulation of transcription by RNA polymerase II; positive regulation of DNA-templated transcription. NCBI's taxonomy places the organism in Eukaryota, Metazoa, Chordata, Aves, Passeriformes, Paridae. Gene Ontology annotation, cellular component: DUBm complex; SAGA complex. Gene Ontology annotation, molecular function: transcription coactivator activity. The record is from RefSeq and is a predicted model, not a curated record.